Vigna umbellata (rice bean) is the source of this 1800-nucleotide messenger RNA. RefSeq names its product RING-H2 group F2A (gene RHF2A). Gene Ontology annotation, molecular function: ubiquitin-protein transferase activity. NCBI's taxonomy places the organism in Eukaryota, Viridiplantae, Streptophyta, Magnoliopsida, Fabales, Fabaceae. The record is from RefSeq and is a predicted model, not a curated record.
GUUUCUUCCAAAAAGUAAAACAUAAAGGAAUGGGUAACCCCCAUUGCCUGCACCCACACACUCACUUCACACCGCACCACACCACACCGCACCGUAGAAAACUUCUCUCUCUCUCUCUCUCUCUCUCUCUUUCGCUCUCGCUAGGGUUUUCUUCCAAUCGCAUCUCGAAUCUCGAUUUCGCUAAGUCAUCGCGCAAUUCUCCAUGGAGGGUGCUGGGAUGGAAGGGAAUAAUAUCAGUGAUGACAGUAAUAAGUCUGAGGCGCAUUUGACUUCCGCCGCUGCUUUUGUGGAGGGUGGAAUUCAGGACGCUUGUGAUGAUGCCUGCAGCAUAUGCCUUGAAGCCUUCUGUGACAGUGAUCCUUCCACGGUUACCAGUUGCAAGCACGAGUUUCAUCUUCAGUGCAUUCUCGAAUGGUGUCAAAGAAGCUCCCAGUGCCCCAUGUGUUGGCAACCUAUCAGUCUCAAAGAUCCAACAAGCCAAGAAUUACUUGAGGCAGUGGAAAGAGAGCGAAACUUUAGGAUCAAUCCACCUAGAAAUGCCACAAUAUUUCAUCAUCCAACACUGGGGGAUUUUGAGUUACAACAUUUGCCAGUUGGAGCUAGUGAUGCUGAUCUUGAAGAGCGUAUAAUCCAACACUUAGCUGCGGCAGCAGCAAUGGGAAGAGCACGCCACAUUGCUAGAAGGGAAGGGCAGAGAAACAGGUCAUCAGCUCAAGGUCGCCCACACUUUUUAGUUUUUUCGACUCAUCCUAAUUCGCCUCCCAUGGCUCCUACUUCUUCCUCUCCAUCUCAGAGGGGAGAUGAUGAAGCAACUCCUACUAUUGCUGUUGCCAAUCUGUCUCCAUCUCCUGCAACAGGAGAACAAUCAUCACAACUGACUUUAGUUGCUCCUGUUCAAGCAGAGCAGGUCUCUGCUUCAGGAUCUGGAUCUAGUGCUCUUGGUACAGAACAUCAGGGAUCAUCGUACAACAAUAGGAGAUCACCUAAUCAGUCAUCUCCAAGUAGUCAAGACAGAGCAGGCCCAUCAGAAUUGCAGUCAUUUUCAGAGUCUCUGAAAUCUAAACUGAAUGCUGUGUCAUCAAGGUACAAGGAGUCAAUUUCCAAGAGUACCCGAGGGUGGAAGGAGAGAUGGUUUUCUCGUAACAAUGCUAUGUCUGAUAUUGGAUCUGAUGUUAGGCGAGAAGUUAAUGCAGGGAUUGCAACUGUGUCCCGCAUGAUGGAACGGCUGGAGACCAGAGACAGUAAUAGAAGCAAUAUUAAUUCAGCUCCAAGUAAUUUAGAGGAUGAUUCAGUUCAAGGACCUAAUGAUCAGGCUUUAACUGGCACUGAAGGGGGCGGUCUUUUGGGAGACAAUAACACAAAAGCUUCUUGUGCUGCAGGUUCUAGUUCGAGUUAAGCAUACAGAAGGAAUUGCAAAAACUGAGAUUUGUUCUGUCUAAAAGGUAGAAAUAGGAUUGCCCAUUGGGGAUGUGAAAUUCCAUGGAUGUGAUGCAUUGCCUAUUGGCUGGCGCAGGCCAGGCAAGUGAUAAUCCAUUGGCCUGCAGAAGAAGACCUACAAUUAUGAUUUUGGAAAUAAAGAACUUGAAAAGGCUGCAGUGGUCUCUUUCGUUUGAAACUUAGGAACCUAUAUAUGAUUGUAUAUUCACAUUGUAAACUUAUUUAUAGAUAUUUUUCAGAUAAUCUUUUUUACAUAAAGUGCUAUGUCCUCAUGUGUUCCCAAACUCAACGACAAUUGGGGGCAUUAAGUCAUACUCUGAAAUUUCUGUUUGAUUGUGAAACACGAUCAGUAUAGACUUUGCA